Lasiodiplodia theobromae is the source of this 711-nucleotide messenger RNA. Its product is annotated as Riboflavin synthase alpha chain. Gene Ontology annotation, biological process: riboflavin biosynthetic process. Bases 1 to 711 code for a protein of 236 amino acids. Gene Ontology annotation, molecular function: riboflavin synthase activity. The record is from RefSeq and is a predicted model, not a curated record. Lineage: Eukaryota; Fungi; Ascomycota; Dothideomycetes; Botryosphaeriales; Botryosphaeriaceae. The transcript is spliced from 3 exons.
AUGUUCACCGGCAUCGUUGAGAUUAUCGGCACCGUCUCCUCGCUGGAGAAGCAAGAUGACACCGCCAGCGGCGGGGGUGGCACCUCCUUGACCAUUUCUGGCGCUGAGGAGAUUCUGGGCGACUGCCACUUGGGCGACAGCAUCGCGGUCAAUGGCACCUGCCUGACCGUCACCCACUUCGACAAGUCCUCCUUCAAGGUCGGCGUCGCUCCUGAGACGCUCCGCCGAACGAACCUGGGCGCUCUCAAGCAGGGCUCCAACGUCAACCUGGAGCGUGCCGUGUCUGCCUCGACCCGCAUGGGCGGCCACUUUGUCCAAGGCCAUGUCGAUACCGUCGCGACCAUCGUGUCAGUCACUCCUGACGGCAACGCUAAGACGUUCCGCUUCCAGCCGCGCGACAAGUCGAUCCUGAGGUACAUUGUGGAGAAGGGCUUCAUCACAAUCGACGGCGCAAGCUUGACGGUGACAAAGGUGCAGGACGGGCCGGACGGCUGGUGGGAGGUCAUGCUCAUCGCCUACACGCAGGAGAAGGUGGUGACGGCGAGCAAGCAGCCGGGCGAGGAGGUGAACGUCGAGGUGGACCAGGUCGGGAAGUACGUCGAGAAGAGCGUGGUCGGGUACUUUGAGGACAAGGCCAGCGGCGACAUUGCCGUCCUGGAGAAGAUGGUCACCAGGCUGGUGGAUGAGCGGCUGAAGACGAUUGGCAAGUGA